GAUCACCAACCUUUUUCCUUUUUACCCCCCCCCCCCCCCGAGUUCAAAAAGGCCAUAUAAAUCAAGAAAAAUGUCCGCCUCCACCACUCAGCGGGAAAAUCCCACUCACCCAGAAUAUCAAUACCUAGACCUAAUCCACACCAUUCUAACCAACGGUGAGCACCGACCAGACAGGUAUAAAACUCAAUGCCCCACCUUCCCCUCCUCCCCCCACCCAUCAAAACCAAAAUCUAACAGACCCCCCCUCUCCCCCCCCCAAACCAAAUAGAACAGGAACAGGGACAAUCUCCCUCUUCGCGCCCCCACAGCUCCGCUUCAGCCUGAAAAACCACACAUUCCCCCUCAUAACGACGAAGCGCGUCUUCCACAAAGCCAUCAUUCAUGAGCUCCUCUGGUUCAUUUCGGGCUCGACUAGUAACGCCCCGCUCUCAGCGGUGGGCGUGAAGAUCUGGGAGGGCAACGGGUCGCGCGCCUACCUGGACAAGAUCGGGCUGACGGAGCGUGCGGAGGGUGACCUGGGCCCCGUCUACGGCUUUCAAUGGCGGCACUUUGGCGCCCAGUACGUCGACUGCAACACGGACUACUCAGGUCAGGGUGUGGAUCAGCUCGCGGACGUCAUACACAAGCUCAAGAAUAACCCCUACGACCGGCGCAUCAUCAUGAGCGCUUGGAACCCGGCCGACCUGACCAAGAUGGCGUUACCACCGUGUCAUAUGUUCGCCCAGUUCUACGUCUCCUACAAGGAAGGGAAAGGUAAGGGGGCGUUGAGCUGCGUGUUGUACCAGAGGAGCUGCGAUAUGGGGCUUGGUGUCCCGUUUAACAUCGCUUCGUAUGCCCUCCUAACGAUAAUGGUUGCGCAUGUGUGUGACUUGGAGCUUGGCGAGUUUAUCCACACUAUGGGGGAUGCGCACGUUUAUUCCGACCAUGUGGAUGCGCUGAGGGGGCAGUUGGAGAGGGUUCCUAGGGAGUUCCCUACUAUGAAGAUCAAGAGGCGGGUGAACGAUAUUGAUGACUUCAAGUUUGAGGAUUUUGAACUCGUGGGGUAUGAUCCACACCCUGGUAUCAAGAUGAAUAUGUCAGUAUGAUGGGGAAGCAACUCCAGCUAGGAGGAGGAGGGAUCAGUAGCUGUUGCUGGAGUUAAUUAUACUCGAUACCAUGUUUUUUUAUUAUCAGCAUCGAACAAAAGAAAGGUCUAUGUGAGCCUAGGCGGAACUAUAGGCUUGGCUACAGUAAAUAAAACUGAAGGAAAAAAAGAAAAAAAAACUCCAAAUACGCCAACAGAAAAAAUAGGGAGGAAAGGAAAGGAUGAAGAGAACCCGAGAAAUACCACCAUCAAUCCUGAUCGAUACAUGAAUGCUGCAAAAAAACAAAUCACUACCAGAGGGAUAGGAGGGAAGAACUCCAACCCGAUCUCAUUAAACCAGAUGUAGUAAGAAAGCCAGACCAAAACUUAAUCCCGAAAGUAGCAUAUCCCCGCUCUUCGCUCAACCACUCCGCUCCCUCCUAGGCCUGGGUAGUCUCUCCCUAACAACCCUCCUGUCAGUACGAGCAGUGGAACUACCCAUCCUCCUGUCUCCCGCAGCCCUUCCCCCAACUCCACUACUGCCGCCAGCAUUUCCGCCCCCAUUCCUCCCUCUACUACCACCUCCAUUCUCCUCCUCAAUCUCGAACCCCAACCUCUGUGUCAGCUCAAUGAAAUCAUGCGUCGCGAAAUCCUGCGCCUUGGCAGUCCACUUUCUCACAAACCCUUCAAUCACCCCACCGACAUUUUCCAAGCUAGAACUAGUCCCCCGGGCAAGCUCCAUAAGCGUCCCCGCAAUGGAUUCUUCCGGUUGUAGCCCUACCCCCGCCUCGCCUCCGGAACCUCCGAGUGCGCCAACGCCGGGAGUCAUUCCCCUAAACACACUAGUU
Molecule: messenger RNA, 1911 nt
Organism: Tuber aestivum (summer truffle)
Lineage: Eukaryota; Fungi; Ascomycota; Pezizomycetes; Pezizales; Tuberaceae
Source: the annotation of a GenBank genome assembly